This is a messenger RNA of Eruca vesicaria subsp. sativa (arugula), 1843 nucleotides long. The record is from the annotation of a GenBank genome assembly. Lineage: Eukaryota; Viridiplantae; Streptophyta; Magnoliopsida; Brassicales; Brassicaceae.
AUGCAAUCAUCAAAUGGAAAAGCAUUUCAGCUUUUCUGUUUGCUUCUUUUUGUAAUAGUACUAUUUGUUAACCAAUUGUUCUGCAUCGAAGCUCGAGCCAACUCCAGUUUGAAUCUCAGAGUGACCGGAUCUGCGUUACCUGUGGAGGCAACCUUCAAGUUUCCUUCACCAUUACCUGUAAUACCUCAGGAUGGUGAGAGAAACUUUGGGAAAGGAAAAAUAGAUCUGGAAGGUCUUGAGGUAAUCCAAGUCUCCAUCUCAGCCUCAACAUCACAGAGAAUAUGGAGAACUUUCGAGAAUGGACCAGAUAACAAGGGAGUCAGCAUCUUUCAACCCAUCAAUCUUCCUAAUGGUUUCUCCACACUUGGUUUCUACGCACAACCCAACAACCGUAUGCUUUUUGGUUGGGUUCUUGUAGCAAAAGACUUAUCGGGAAACAGCUUGAGACAACCUCUUGACUACAUCCAAGUAGGAAACACAAACUCCCUACCCGUCAAGCAAGACGGACCCGCUUUUUUUUGGCAGCCUUUGUGUCCUAAUGGGUAUGAAGCGGUAGGCCUAUUUGUCACUACUUCUCCUCAGAAGCCCCCACAAGAAUCUAUAAGCUGUGUUGGAUCCCAUCUUACGGAACAGAGCGAAGCUGAUACAUGGGUAUGGAAGCUAGAAGGGAUUAUUAGUUUCUCAAGUUUGAAACCGGUUAACAGAGGAACAGAAGCGACAGGUGUGUACACAGGUACAUUCACCUUCCAGCAACAAAACUUUCCUCCUCCAUCUUUAUCUUGUUUGAAAAACAGAAAGUUUUACUUAUCUAACAUGCCAAGCCAAGACCAGUUAAGACCUUUGUUUCAAACUUACUCUCCUUUUAUUUAUUUCCAUCCCGAAGAAGAGUUUCUUCCUUCCUCUAUCGAUUGGUUUUUCUCCAACGGUGCUUUGUUAUAUCAAAAGGGCAACGAAUCUAACCCCGUUCAUGUACAACCCAACGGUUCUAACCUUCCACAAGGCGGCUCGGACGAUGACUCAUACUGGCUAGACUAUCCAGCCGAUAAGAACGCAAGAGAAAAGGUUAAGAGAGGAGACUUAAAGAACACGAAGGUGUAUCUACACAUCAAACCAAUGUUUGGUGGCACUUUCACAGACAUUGUCGUAUGGAUAUUCUCUCCUUUCAAUGGUGACGCUCGGUUAAAGAUUUUAUUCGUAAAGAGUCUCUCUCUAGGUGACGUUGGAGAACAUAUUGGAGACUGGGAACACGUUACGUUGCGAAUCAGUAAUUUCAACGGUGAGUUGUGGCGUGUUUACUUCUCGGAGCAUAGUGGAGGAAGUCUAGUGGAGGCGUGUGAUCUAGAGUUUCAAAAUGGAAAUAAACCUGUGGUUUAUUCAUCUCUUCAUGGUCACGCGAUGUUCUCGAGGGCAGGACUUGUGUUGCAAGGUCAAGACGGGAACGGGUUGAGGAACGAUAUGGCGAGAAGUGAUAAGUUGUUGGAUGCAGGUGUUGGUUAUGAGGUGGUGGCCGGACCGGGAAUAAGGGAGCCACCGUGGGUGAACUAUUUUAGGAAAUGGGGACCGAUUAUUAGAUAUGACGUUGAGAAGAGCAUUGAUGGUAUCGCCAAGACACUGCCGGCAGUUUUGCGUAAAAGAUUCCGUGAGCUUGUUCAUAGUAUUCCUCCCGAAGUGCUUCAAGAGAUGGGUCCCACUGGUCCCAAAGUCAAAAGGUCUUGGUCUGCUGAUGAGUAAAAUAAUACUCACUCUUUCUCAUUUUAAUCGAUGUUUAAGGUUUUAUUUUUGUUUCAAUUUAGAUAAUAUUUUCAAAAAUUUUAUACAGAAUUGAAUGUUGUUUAAUGUUUUU